This is a messenger RNA of Saccharomyces eubayanus, 2658 nucleotides long. It is a transcript of the gene SNF3, whose product is annotated as glucose sensor. Gene Ontology annotation, biological process: carbohydrate transport; transmembrane transport. The record is from RefSeq and is a predicted model, not a curated record. The transcript has a single exon. Gene Ontology annotation, cellular component: membrane. Lineage: Eukaryota; Fungi; Ascomycota; Saccharomycetes; Saccharomycetales; Saccharomycetaceae. Bases 1 to 2658 code for a protein of 885 amino acids. Gene Ontology annotation, molecular function: carbohydrate:proton symporter activity.
AUGGAUCCUAAUCGGAAUAGCUCUAGUGAAACACUACGCCAAGAGAAACAGGGUUUCCUAGACAAAGCUCUUCGGAGGGUAAAAGGCAUAGCACUGCGACAAAGCAAUAGGGACAAAGACUCUAAAGCCGAUGAUGUGCCGAUUAGUAUACAAACUCCAACAGACUUACAGCCGCAGGAUUUUGAUAGGCAGUCUUAUGUAUUGUCCGUGCUUACGGACGACAUUUCCACCAUUGAUAAUAACUCAGUAUUAUUUUCAGAGCCUCCACAGAGCCAAUCUAUGAUGAUGUCUAUAUACGUAGGUGUAUUUGUUGCUGUUGGUGGCUUUCUGUUUGGUUACGAUACAGGUCUGAUCAAUAGCAUCACUUCUAUGAACUAUGUGAAGUCGCAUCUAGCACCCAAUCACGAUUCGUUUACUGCUAAACAGAUGUCUAUCUUGGUGUCAUUUUUAUCGCUUGGGACUUUUUUUGGGGCUCUGACUGCCCCUUUUAUAUCUGAUACGUAUGGCAGAAAGCCCACUAUCAUUUUUAGUACAAUCGUCAUCUUUUCUAUUGGGAACUCCUUACAAGUGGGUGCUGGAGGGCUUACCUUAUUAAUCGUGGGAAGGGUCAUAUCUGGUAUUGGGAUAGGAGCAAUUUCGGCAGUGGUGCCAUUGUAUCAGGCAGAAGCAACACACAAAUCAUUGAGAGGUGCUAUUAUUUCCACUUACCAAUGGGCGAUCACUUGGGGUUUAUUAGUGUCAAGCGCAGUGUCUCAAGGAACACACUCAAGAAACGAUGCGUCUUCAUAUCGGAUACCCAUUGGGUUGCAAUAUGUUUGGUCAUCGAUCCUAGCUAUUGGGAUGUUUUUUCUACCAGAAAGUCCGCGUUAUUAUGUGCUAAAGGAUAAACUAGAUGAAGCCGCCAAAUCUUUAUCGUUUUUGAGAGGUGUUCCGGUCCAUGAUUCUGGGCUACUGGAAGAGCUGGUCGAAAUAAAGGCCACUUAUGAUUAUGAGGCAUCUUUUGGUACCUCCAAUUUUGUAGAUUGCUUCAUUUCAAGUAAAAGUAGGCCGAAGCAAACCUUAAGAAUGUUUACGGGAAUUGCUCUCCAAGCAUUUCAACAAUUCUCAGGCAUCAAUUUCAUAUUUUACUACGGUGUGAAUUUUUUCAAUAAGACAGGGGUCAGUAAAAGUUAUUUGGUUUCAUUUAUAACUUACGCUGUUAAUGUUAUCUUCAAUGUUCCCGGUUUAUUCUUUGUGGAAUUUUUUGGUAGGCGUAAGGUCUUGGUUGUUGGUGGAAUAAUAAUGACUAUAGCGAACUUUAUUGUCGCAAUUGUUGGUUGUUCCUUAAAAACAGUAGCGGCUGCAAAAGUUAUGAUUGCAUUCAUAUGUUUAUUCAUAGCUUCUUUUUCUGCCACUUGGGGUGGUGUCGUUUGGGUCAUCUCUGCAGAAUUGUAUCCAUUGGGCGUGAGGUCUAAGUGUACCGCUAUAUGUGCUGCAGCAAACUGGCUUGUAAAUUUUAUUUGUGCUUUAAUUACCCCCUAUAUCGUGGACACUGGCUCUCAUACAUCGUCAUUAGGCGCCAAAAUAUUCUUUAUUUGGGGCUCUUUGAAUGCAUUGGGGGUAAUAGUGGUUUAUUUGACUGUUUAUGAGACAAAGGGUUUGACACUAGAAGAAAUUGAUGAGUUAUACAGUAAGUCAUCUUCAGGUGUUGUUUCGCCAAAAUUCAAUAAGGAUAUAAGAGAACGUGCAUUAAAAUUUCAGUACGAUCCUUUACAAAGAUUAGAAAAUGGUAAGAAUAGUCUCAUUGCUGCACAAAACAGUUCUGAUGACCAAACACCAAGGAAUGAUUUUAGAGAUACAACAGCAGGUGAAGCAGAGCAUAGUCCGAACCAUCAACAAAUGCAAAUCAUUUCUGAAACUGUUGGUUUACCGACUACUACGGAAAUCCCCCUAGUACCCAGUAAAGACAUUGAUGUAAUGAUCCCUGUGAACCGUCCCUUGGAGAGUAUAUCAGUUCCACAAGCCGAAGGGACUACUGAGAUCCUAACUAACUAUGUCGACUUAGGAAACGGUUUAGGUCUCAAUACAUAUAACAGAGGACCUCCCUCGCUCUCAAGUGAUUCAAGUGAAGAUUAUGCUGAAGAUGAAAUAGGCGGGACCUCAUUUCAAGCUGAUCAAGGCAACAGAAAUACUAUGAAUGAUAUCAAUGACUACAUGGCGCGCUUAAUCCACAGCGAUUCUGCUGCAAGCAAUACCACAGACAAAUUGUCCGGUAACCAAAGUACAAUUCGUUACCACACAGCUUCAUCUCGUUCCGAUAGCACCGAUGAAGAGACUGAUUCGAUGGACCUAGGAAAUGGCCUUGCUCUGAAUGCGUAUAACAGAGGACCGCCUUCAAUUUUAAUGAAUUCCAGCGAUGAUGAAGAUGAGACAUCUGAUACCAUGAAUGCAGGUGGUGAUUUGAGUGCUACGCAAGAGCGCAUGGCACAGUUUGCCCAGAGCUAUACUAACAAGAGGAGUGGUCCGGUACCUGAAACUCCAUCUUUUGUUUUGCACAGUUCUUUCCCUGUGCUGGCUCGUAGUGAUUCGAAACCGUCUGAUGCCGAUUACGAAACUCCUCCUUCAAACGAAGAAAGAAUACUGAAGCAUUCUGUAAAAGGGGACAAUGAUUCUGAAUAG